Molecule: messenger RNA, 3972 nt
Organism: Rosa rugosa (rugosa rose)
Lineage: Eukaryota; Viridiplantae; Streptophyta; Magnoliopsida; Rosales; Rosaceae
Exons: 2
Coding region: 1-3972 (1323 amino acids)
Molecular function (GO): nucleic acid binding; RNA-DNA hybrid ribonuclease activity
Source: RefSeq, a predicted model, not a curated record
AUGCAGUCUUUAAAUGUCUUAGUAUGGAACUGUCGCGGUAUUGUGAACAGAGAAACUCAGCAUGCUUUGGUGGAUUUGGUCAGAGCAAAGAGGCCGAGUCUUAUUUUUUUAGCAGAAACCCUAGCGCAACCAAGUAUCAUUGACUCCCUUACUGGGCGUCUGGGGUUUGCAGGAAACAUAUGCUUCUCUUCAGAUCAAGAGGCUCCAUUUCAGGGUGUAGCACUGCUAUGGAACUCAGACAUGCAUGCCAGCUUGCGUUCAUCCUCUCCAAAUCACAUUGACGCUGACAUCAGUAUGGAGGUAGGAGGGCCAGUCGUGUGGCGUUUUACUGGAAUCUACGGGGUUGCUUCCCGGACAGAGAGACGGCGAACCUGGGACAUGAUUGAAUCCUUAGCUGCAGAGCCGUGUUCCUUGCCCUGGAUCAUGGCAGGCGAUUUCAAUGAAAUCAUGAGUAACUUAGACAAGUCAGGAGGUCCUCCGCGUGCUGUGGCACCAAUGCUCCGCUUCCGGCAAACAAUGACGAACAGUGGCUUGUAUGACAUGGGUUUUGUCGGUAGUAGAUUCACAUGGUCGAACAGGUAUACCAAAGAGCGGCUUGAUCGAAGUUUUCAGAACAUGUUGUGGCGGACUUGCUUCCCCUUUAGCAGAGUAAUAACGUUGAACCCAUUAGAGUCGGACCAUGUUCCUCUCCUGGUUGAGAUUAGACGGGACAAUACUAGACAAACAAGGCCUCCACAGCGUUUUCGAUUUGAAGAGAUGUGGCAUGGCAAUGAGAUGUGUCAUAAUAUCAUCCAACAGAAUUGGUCAAAACCCCUCACAGGCAAUGUCUUGCAACAGUUGAGUACAAAAAUUCAUGCUACGGGUGUGGAACUACUUCAAUGGCACAGGGUUGAGUUUGCAAAACAGAAGGUGGAAAUGCGUGUUGUGCAGGAGAAACUAAAUGAUCUCAUGAAGGCACCAUACUCCCCUGAGCAGUAUGAGGAACAACGACGAUUGCAUGUUAUGUAUAGCCAGAUGCUGGCACAACAGGAAAAGUAUUGGAGACAACGAUCUCGCUCUUUAUGGCUGCAAGAGGGAGACCGAAACUCUGCUUUUUUCCAUCGUAGAGCCAGCAAUAGGAGGAGUCGUAACUUUAUCAAAGGCCUAAAUGAUGCUCAGGGUGUUUGGAGAGCUGAGCCUGAACGUAUUCAUGAUCUGCUAAUGGAAUAUUACAACCAUGUUUUUGCAACUGAAGGCACGGUAUCUGAGGCCGUUCAAGUGAUAAUGGAAGCUACUGCUCCAAAGGUAACCGAUGAGAUGAAUUUAGCCCUUUUGCGGCCCUAUACGGAUGAGGAAAUAAAAAAGGCGCUCUUUCAAAUGCACCCAUCAAAGAGUCCCGGGCCGGAUGGGAUGUCACCUUUCUUUUUUCAGAAAUAUUGGCAUAUUGUUGGAAUGGAUGUAUGUAUGGCUAUUCGGAACUUUUUGGAGAAGGGUGAAGCUUGGGAGGAGUCAAACUUCACACAUCUUUGCUUAAUACCAAAGGUACCGGAACCAACUGAUGCUACUCAUUUUCGUCCUAUUGCACUUUGUAAUGUGAUUUAUAGAAUAUGUUCGAAGGUGGUGGCUAACAGACUUAAAGUAUGGUUGCCAAGUAUUAUCUCCCCUCUGCAGAGCGCCUAUGUACCUGGACGCCUUAUUUCUGAUAAUUCUUUGGUUGCAAAUGAGGUUGCUCACUUCAUGCAUAAACUCAGACAUCAAGAAGAGGGUUUCUUUUCAUUGAAGUUAGAUAUCAGCAAGGCGUAUGAUCGUUUAGAAUGGACCUUCUUAAGGGCUAUGCUGUUGAAACUUGGCUUUGCAAUUGAAUGGGUAGAGAUGAUCAUGAGUUGUGUUAUGUCUGUCAGGUAUGCUAUCUUAAUAAAUGGGAAAGUUUCUUCUGACAUCAUUCCGACUCGAGAUGACAGUCUGUUUUUUGGGUCUGCCACUGAAAGAGAAUGCACUAAUGUUAGACGGAUUCUGGAUAUCUAUGCUCGAGCCUCGGGACAGCAAAUAAAUUUUGAGAAGAGUAGUGUGGUGUUCAGCAGAAAUGUGUCAUGUGAUAUUCAAACCAAACUUUCAGUUAUUUUGGAGGUUCAAUGUCGAGAUGAGCAUGACAAGUAUUUAGGUUUACCUCUUCAUGUCGGUAAAUCUAAAACAGCUAAAUUCUUGUACAUCAAGGAGAAGAUAACAAAGAAGCUUGUGGGCUGGAAAUCCAAAAUUCUUAGUUGUGCUGGUAAAGAAGUCAUGAUAAAGGCUGUUGCUCAAUCAAUGCCCUUGUAUGCCAUGAAUUGCUACUUAUUACCGAAGAGCCUCUGUGAUGAUAUUCAUCAACUUUGUGCAUCUUUCUUCUGGGGUGAUACUAACUACAAAAAGAAAAUCCAUUGGAGGAGUUGGGAGCGACUCUGUGUCACCAAGCAAGAGGGAGGCAUGGGCUUCAAAAAUAUUUAUGCUUACAACCUUGCUAUGUUGGCCAAGCAAGGUUGGAGAUUGGUAACCCAACCGGACUCUCUCAUUGCACAGGUUUACAAAGCUCGGUAUUUCCCCAAUGGUACCUUUUGGGAGGCUGAGUUGGGGGACUCUCCUUCGUUCUCUUGGCGUAGUAUCCUAAAUGGUAGACCAACACUCCAAGCCGGUACUAGAUGGAGAGUGGGUGAUGGAUCCCAAAUAAACAUUUGGCAACACCAGUGGAUACCACACUGCCCUACUUAUCUCAUUCACCGUCCUAGCAACACUGACCUAGAGCUUGUCUCUAGCCUUAUGCAAUCUGACCGACGUUCUUGGAAUGUGGAAGUAGUGCAAUCUCUCUUUCUCCCAGACAUCUCUAACAAGAUCCUAGCCAUCCCUUUGAGCAGACAACAUGCUGCUGACAAACUCAUUUGGAGUCCGGAACGGAGGGGACGGUUCUCUGUGAAAUCAGCUUAUUGGAUAGCGCGGCAAUCUGUUCUGGGGAAUACUUUAGCUUCUUCAUCGAAUGGAAAUCCUUUUCAACCAUUAUGGAAGCAGAUUUGGAAUGCACGGGUCCCGGGAAAGGUUCAAAUUUGUGUUUGGAGAGCUGCAAAUGACCUCCUACCUACUAGGGAUCGGUUAUGCACUAAAGGCUAUAUGGGAGACACCAACUGUCUUCUCUGCAGGCACAGGAGGGAAGAUACCUUGCAUCUUUUCUGUAAGUGCCCCGUAGCUGUAGAACUCCUAUCUGAUCCCUCUCUCCAGGUUCAGCAUACUCUCUUAUCCUUUGCCAGUUUCAAAGAAUGGCUUCUUGAGUGUGCUUUACGACUUGGAAGAGAGACUUUUGACAAGAUAAUGAUGAUGGUCUGGGCACUGUGGCAAAAUCGUAACACUAUGCUAUGGGAUAAUAGCUCUCAAACGGUUCAAAGCAUGCGCCUUCAUGCGCUUGCGUGGCUAGCAGAUUUUCAGAAAGCUAGAGCUAACCCUCAGGAUUCUUUGAAGCAACAAAAUCCACACUGGCAACCGGAAGUAAGGAAUCGACCCAAGUUGAAUGUAGAUGGGGCCUUUGUGCCGCAAUUGACUCGAAGUGGAACUGGGGGUGUCCUUCGGAACUCGCAAGGGCAGUUUAUGGCUGCAUUUGCGCACACGGAGCAGCAUACGAGCUCUGCAAGGCAAGCAGAACUGCUAGCUAUCAGACGAGGUUUGGACUUUGUUAAGGAACUAGAUCUGCAACAUGUCACUAUUGAGAGUGACUGUUUAGAUGCAGUGCAGCUAAUCCUUAAUAAGGACCAUGAAUUGGAUGAGCUGGGAGCUCUGGUUGAGGACUGCUUGGUAAUUAUGGCCAGCAUGCCAGAAGUACGUAUCCAACAUGCUGUGAGAACUAGAAACAAUGUUGCACACAGGCUUGCGGCAUUUGCUUUUGAGUCUGAUGGUUGUAAUGAGGUUUGGCAUCAGCGACCUCCUAGCUUGAUUAUUAAUGUACUGCAAUAUGAUUUUACCCAUAUUGCUUAA